GUAGGAUUACAGAAUCUGAUGAAACAUAAUAGAAUAGAAAAUUAAUAUGGAUUUCUUGCUUUAAAAGUAAAAUAAAAUUCAAAAAAGAAUGUGACAACUGCCAGUCUCUCUCCAGUUCUUCCUUCUGUGUCUCUCCUCCAGAAGACUCCCUCCUCUGCAGUCAGCUGCCACGCUACAGGUUUCUAUCCUGACAGAGGUAUGAUGUUCUGGAGGAAAGAUGGAGAGAAGAUCCAUGAAGGUGUGGAUCCGGGAGAGAUCCUCCCCAACAAUGAUGGGACCUUCCAGUUGAGUGUUGAUUUGAAACUUUCAUCAGUCACACCUGAAGACUGGCAGAGGUACGACUGUGUGUUUCAGUUCUCUAGUGUGAACGAGGACAUCAUCACCAAACUGGACAAAACAGCGAUCAGGACCAACUGGGAAAAGCCCACUGACAUGGGAACCUUCAUCGGUGCUGCAGUGAUUGUUCUAGCUUUCACCAUCGUCACAGCUGUGACAUUCUUGACCUACAUAAAUAAAAAAUCUCCUGACGAUGGCUCUGAGCAGUCUGAGAGACUAAAUCCACAAAGCUGACUGUCCUAAGAAGUUCUUCACUCCGCUCUCUGUAUGACUUUCCUCCAGUUGCUGCUGUCACCUCAGUGUUUCAAAUACAUAUGUUAAAAACACCAGUGAAUCAAUUAGGCACAGUUAAUGAUCACAUUCUGCUGCACUUGUUGUAAAUUAGUGCAUGGUCAGACAUCUGUAUGCAGCUCCUGUGUGUACAUUUCAUGCAUUUGUGAUUUUAUUUUGCUUCAGUAUGUAGUCAUGGUAUCGAUGCAGCGGUAUCACAAGUCUUCUACAAAGCAAAACUAACUUUAUUGAUGGAUAUGUAUGUGAU
Oreochromis niloticus (Nile tilapia) is the source of this 874-nucleotide messenger RNA. Its product is annotated as major histocompatibility complex class I-related gene protein. The record is from RefSeq and is a predicted model, not a curated record. Bases 199 to 570 code for a protein of 123 amino acids. The transcript has 3 exons. NCBI's taxonomy places the organism in Eukaryota, Metazoa, Chordata, Actinopteri, Cichliformes, Cichlidae.